This is a messenger RNA of Ophidiomyces ophidiicola, 1137 nucleotides long. RefSeq names its product Cysteine synthase 1 (gene CYS17). Bases 1 to 1137 code for a protein of 378 amino acids. Gene Ontology annotation, cellular component: cytoplasm. The transcript is spliced from 2 exons. Gene Ontology annotation, molecular function: cysteine synthase activity. NCBI's taxonomy places the organism in Eukaryota, Fungi, Ascomycota, Eurotiomycetes, Onygenales, Onygenaceae. The record is from RefSeq and is a predicted model, not a curated record.
AUGUUUCGCAGAGCCAUCCGCAAACUAUCUACAUCCGCCGCUCGAGGCGCGGAGAGCUUGGUAGCUCAAGCGGAAACUAAAAACCAGUAUGGAAUUAGGGUAUCCAAGGCACAAGGCUCAGUUAGUGGCCUGACGGGAGCUAUCGGAAACACCCCCCUCAUCCGUCUGAACCGUCUCUCCGAGGAGACGGGCUGUAAUAUUCUCGGGAAGGCGGAAUUCCAAAAUCCGGGUGGAAGUGUGAAGGAUCGUGCUGCAUUAUAUGUCAUUAAAGAUGCCGAAGAACGUGGCCUGCUACGCCCUGGGGGCACUGUAGUCGAAGGAACUGCGGGAAACACUGGUAUCGGUCUUGCUCAUGUCUGCCGAUCCAGAGGAUACAAGUUGGUAAUUUACAUGCCAAACACACAAUCCCAAGGAAAGAUUGAUCUUCUCAAACUUCUCGGAGCAGAGGUGUAUCCUGUACCUGCAGUUGCAUUCGAAAACCCAGAAAACUACAACCAUCAAGCGAAAAGACACGCGGACUCUAUAGACAACGCUGUCUGGACAAAUCAAUUUGACAAUACCGCUAACCGUAGAGCGCACAUCGAGACAACCGGUCCCGAGAUUUGGGCACAAACAGAAGGAAAAGUCGAUGCUUUUACCUGCGCUACGGGGACGGGGGGAACUCUGGCUGGUGUAACACGGUACCUUAAAGAGGCUAGCGAUGGCCGAGUGAAAUGCUUCCUUGCCGAUCCACCUGGCUCCGUUCUCUUUAAAUACAUCUCCAGCGGUGGGAAAUUAAUCGAACGUGGUGGUAGCAGUAUCACUGAAGGCAUUGGUCAGGGCCGAGUAACAGACAAUCUAAAGCCUGAUAUUGACCUCCUGGAUGGCGCCUUACAAAUUGCAGAUGAGAAGAGUAUUGAAAUGGUGUACCGCUGCCUUGAUGAAGAGGGCCUUUACAUUGGUGCUAGUUCCGCUUUGAACGUCGUCGCUGCAAAGGAAGUCGCCGAGAAGCUGGGCAAAGGACAUACGGUCGUUACGAUGCUAUGUGAUGGUGCUUAUAGAUACGCCGAUCGUCUGUUUUCUGACUCGUGGCUGAAAAGUAAAAAUCUCAGAGAUUCGAUACCCAAGCACCUUGAGAAGUACAUUGUCCUGCCAUGA